UAAACUCUGAACUAAUGCAGUCAGUUUAGCUAGAAAAAAAACACUCAAAUAUGAUCUAUAAGAAACUGUAGAAUUCCUAGAGAAUAACCCAGAAGACAACGCAGAGUAUAAUCCGGAGGAUAACUCAGAGAACAACCCAGAGAAUAAUCCAGAGGAUAAUCCAGAGGAUAAUCCAGAAGAAAUCGAAGACGGCAACGAACUGGAAAAAAUCCAGCGUGGAGGAAAUUAAAGAAACUGAGAUUGACGAAAUGAAGGACAUUCAGCUGUGGAACAUGUCGCCGCCGCCGCCGCCGCCGACGCCGUCGCCGCUCGGCUUCGUCGUCUUUGCCCGGCGUCGCCUGGCGACAUCAUCAUUGUCAUCGUCUAUGCGACCGCCGCCGUCGCCACUGCUGCCGCCACCACCACCGCCGCCGCCCGGCGUCGUUGUCUUCGCCCGGCAUCGCCUAGUGUCAUUAUCGUUGUCAUCGUCGAUACCAUCGCCGCCGCCGCCGUCGCCGCCUGGCGUCGUUGUUUUCGCCCGGCGUCGCCUGACGUCAUCGUCGUCAUCACAUUGAUACCGCCGCCGCCCGGCGUCAUCUGGUGUCAAUCAUUUGACGAUGGGUCUCUCUGUUGAUUUUACUGUGUGCACAAUUACCGCAUCUUGGCGGAUCCUCUUCUUAGUACAAUCUUUCAUCUCAUGUUCACUAGAUCAAUGGCCAUAUAAAGGCAUAACUCUGCAGUCCUUAGCCAUAUGACCCAUACACACACACAUACACAAAAACAAGACAUCUAUAAUACUGUAAUAUGCAUAUAUAAUCUGCAAAUUUACACGCAAUAUAUCGUAGAUAUAUUCGAUCAUUCUUUAUUAAAAUUUUUCGGAUUAUAAGCGAUAUCUCCAAGACACAGCUUGUAACCCUCCCAUUACUCUUCGGCAUAUACAUAUAUGUAUAUGGCCUUCAA
Acromyrmex echinatior (Panamanian leafcutter ant) is the source of this 939-nucleotide messenger RNA. RefSeq lists its product as uncharacterized. The record is from RefSeq and is a predicted model, not a curated record. NCBI's taxonomy places the organism in Eukaryota, Metazoa, Arthropoda, Insecta, Hymenoptera, Formicidae.